Molecule: messenger RNA, 648 nt
Organism: Acanthosepion pharaonis
Lineage: Eukaryota; Metazoa; Mollusca; Cephalopoda; Sepiida; Sepiidae
Source: the annotation of a GenBank genome assembly
AUGCUCUUUUUCCAUCUCUAUCUAUCUAUCUAUCUAUCUAUCUAUCUAUCUAUCUAUCUAUCCUUCCUCACCUCUCUCUUUCUACCUUCUCUCUGUGUCUUUCUCCAUCCCUUUCCCUUUUUAACGGAAAUCGACUCUUUAACUAAAUUGAUUUCUUUGUUGUUUUCUAUUUUCUCUUUCUCAUUGUCCUUCUCUCUCUCUCUCUCUCUUCCUCUCUCUCUCUUCCUCUCUCUCUCUCUUCCUCUCUCUCUCUCUCUCUUCUCUCUCUCUUCCUCUCUAUAUCUAUCUCUCUAUCUCAAUAUCGCUCUCUCCUUCUCUCUGUGUGUAUCUAUCUCUCUAUCUCAGUCUCUCUCCCUCUCUAUCUGUAUCUCACCCUCUCUCUCCCCCUCUCUCUCUCACGCUCUCUCUUUCUCUCUGUAUCUAUCUCCCUAUCUAAAUCUAUCUAUCUAUUUAACCAUCUCAAUAUCACUCCCCCUCUCUCUGUAUCUCUCUCUAUCUCAAUCUCUCUCCCUAUCUUUCUCUGUAUCUCACUCUCUCUCUCUCUCUCUCUCUCUGUAUCUAUCUUCCUAUCUUAACCUCUCUCUAUCUAUCUAUUUAUCUAUCUCAAUAUCACUAUCUAUCUCAAUCUCUCUGUAUAUAUCUAAAUAA